Messenger RNA from Rhipicephalus microplus (southern cattle tick), 2127 nucleotides. RefSeq names its product ER membrane protein complex subunit 7 (gene EMC7). Gene Ontology annotation, cellular component: EMC complex. NCBI's taxonomy places the organism in Eukaryota, Metazoa, Arthropoda, Arachnida, Ixodida, Ixodidae. Gene Ontology annotation, molecular function: carbohydrate binding. The record is from RefSeq and is a predicted model, not a curated record.
CGCUGGUUGUUUUGCGUCAGCCAUCCUAUUGAAUGGUGGCCUGCUUCCUCGACCGAUUUGUGUCUUUAAAUAUUAAAUAAGAUAUGCGGCUUCAUUCUCUAAAACCGGUGUAUCUACGGCGCGUUUGCGCAUUAUUCUUUCAUCUUGCUUUCCUUAUUAGUAGAGCCGGUGUAGCAGCCAGCGAUGAGGACGUUGUGCCCGAGAAGCAUGUGAUCGAAGGUAAAGUGGUGCCUCCAGAAAUUGCCACAUCCGAAUGGCUAACGUCCACACGAAUUCUCGUGAACGGAGGGGAACAACUCGGUUUCCUGAGGAGCGACGGCAGCUUUUCGGUGCACAACCUAGCUCCUGGGUCGUACGUUGUCGAAGUGGCUAAUCCUGACCAUGUGUACGAGCCAGUGCGAGUGGACAUCAAUUCCAAGGGAAAAUUCCGAGCUCGUCGAGUCAACUACAUACAGUCAAACUUGAUCCAGACUGUUGCGUACCCGCUGAAACUGAAGAGUCGUGGUCCCUUCCAGUAUUUCCAAGUUCGAGAGACAUGGAGGAUCACCGACUUCCUCCUGAACCCUAUGGUUCUGAUGAUGGUGGUUCCUCUGCUGCUUAUCAUGGUCUUGCCGAAACUGAUGAAUGCAGCCGACCCGGAGACACAAAGGGAGAUGAACCAGAUGCAGAUGCCGAAGUACGACAUGCCCGAACUGUCCGAAAUGAUGACCACACUCUUCACGGGAGGCAACAAGAGACAGCAGCAGGCCAAGACUACUCGAGUGGCCAAGAAGCGGUAGUAGCAAGCUAGGAACGGGGCAUGCGAUGCCGCUGCUCUGCUGCGCUGUGAUACCCCACUUCAGUAUCUCCUCUGUGAAAAUUAAUGGACAACAUGUGUAAAAGAUAUCCUUGAAGCAGACACUAAUGGACAAGACAUAAAAGGACUGUCGAGGUUUUUUUUCUUAUCUGCAUUGCAUCUUCUUCUGCACCCAAUUUCAGCACCCCUUUGUUAAACGGAAGUCGCCCAAGGCCGCAUUUGUGUGGAUUUGGACUCAUUCACAGGUGUGGUAUAAUGUUUGAAAGAAAAGUAUGCUCUCAAGUGUUUUGCAUGAACACGUCAUGGCUUGCCAUAUCAUAGAGAACAAAUUCACUUUGUUAAACUGUUUCAUAACAAUGCCCACUUUUUAAUAUCCCCGUGGUCCUAUCUGGUGUGUCAUGGCUCUGUUCAAAAGCAGGGGAAACAAGUAACUGAAGGAUGAUUAGUUAUUUAAGAGAAGCUGUUAACUCCGAAUAUUUUUAUAUGUGUCUGGGUGGCAUGCACAUGCAAUAUUCCGCUAGAUACACAAGACCUAUUGACAGCAUAAAAACAUUGAACAUAAGUAUACUCGGGCAUCGUAUAGUCCACAGUGCGUCUGUUGCUUGGGAGACAGUGCUGGAUAUUUAUGUAGCAUUUCGGGGUAUCACUUGAGGUAACUUGUAUUAUGAAAUAAGCAAAAAAGGAGGGUAGGGGCAGAGGGCCAUGCAAUGACUCCAGAUAUUGCAGUGUAGGGGCUGAUUAUUACGGGGCACUAUGCAACAUAUUGUGCAAUUUAUCCUGCUUUAGCAAUGUGCCACUGCACCCUGCACCACGUGAGGAAACUUGCUUUGUGUUUGCAUACUGUGUACUAUAUUUUUUCGUAUGCAUUUCAUGGUUUGGAGCAUCAAGUGGAGGGGGGGGGGGGGGGGGGGGGGGGAGUUGCUUGUGAAUAAGUCAUGGCUGAUUGCCGAGUCUAGAAAAUGGUUCUCUUUGGUUUUCAUGGAUUCUUGUGUCCCUAAUGGCAGGUGUGCUGAAAGGCUGUUGCAUUCAUCACGAGGGAAUAAUUCAAAAAAUGGAGGCCCUUGUAAAUUCAUUUUUAAGGCUAUGUGUAGUGGUCAGUUGUGAUGGUCUAUAUAAGAAAUGUAACAUACAAUAUUUGCGUGCCAGUAUCGCUCAAUUGCUGACAUUUCAAUAUAGUUACGCUUACAGCUUGUUCAAAAAUUGAGCCUGCAUCCUUUACUUUUUUCUGUUGCACGUUUAGUUACGUCCGUGCACGAUCUUGCUGCCUAAAGCCAUCGAAAUGGACUGCUGUUUUUCAAAAAUGAUUGUAGCACAGCUUACACCCAAAAAAA